Messenger RNA from Coniosporium apollinis CBS 100218, 408 nucleotides. RefSeq lists its product as uncharacterized. The record is from RefSeq and is a predicted model, not a curated record. Bases 1 to 408 code for a protein of 135 amino acids. The transcript has a single exon. NCBI's taxonomy places the organism in Eukaryota, Fungi, Ascomycota, Dothideomycetes.
AUGAAGCGGGUCCACGAAUACAACGACGUGGCAGCCGAGGGUGACGAGUCUUCUCCCGGCGUACCUACGAAGCGGAAGCAGGGCACUCGCAAGCGCAAGUCUGCUGCCGAUGGAGAGGAACAAGUCGACAAGCGUCAGCGAACUGCGCCCGGAAAAAUCCCGAACGCAGCCAACAGCAUGCUCGCCAUCCAGAAGCAACGCCAACUGCACUUCCAGCGGCUCUACGCCGAGUUCAACACUCGCCUGUCAGCGCUACAACAGCGGCUCGAGGUCAUCCAAGGCCCAUUGGAUUUCCCCUCCGACAUCGCCGCGGACGUUGCGAUGUUGGACAAUCUCAAGCAGCAGGUUACUGAGAUGAGCUCGAAUCAGCCGCCGCUUAUACACCUUGUAAGCUCUCUCCCAACAUAG